AUCAUUUGAAUGAUAAUCAAAAUGUUGAAUUAUCAUCCACCGUGAUAAACAGAAAGUCUUUCGAAAAUUCUCAUUUGUAUAUUACAAAUGAUUCAAUUAUUUUAUCAAUCGUUGAUAAAACAUUAUCAAAACACAUUGACAAAUGGCGUCGUUUUAAUCAACAAAAUAAUGAUGAUGAUAAAAAUACCGAUAAAUGGAUAUUAAUUCAAUCAGAUCCCAAACCAUCGGAUAUUAUUCAAGGUCUUUUAGGAAAUUGUUGGCUAUUAUCGGCAUUAACAUUGAUUGUUCAACAUAAAUAUUUACUCAAUAAUAUAAUUCAAACAACUUCAUCCGAAUUUGAACAAUAUUCUCAUUGUCAUAUACGAUUAUUUUUAAAUGGUCGAUGGCAUUCAAUUAUUGUUGAUGAUUGGCUUCCUUGUGAUCGUUAUGGUCAUUUAGUUUUUUCCGAAACAAAACGAAAUCAAUUAUUUGUUCCGUUAAUUGAAAAAGCAAUGGCUAAACAAUUAGGUGGAUAUCAUCGAUUAAUAGGUGGCCAUACUAGUCUUGGUUUAACUUCAUUAACCGGUUAUCCUUGUCAAGUAUUCUCAUUACCCUAUACUAAUCAUCAAUCGGAUUCAUUAUUGAUUACGGAAUUUUGGCUCAAAAUACUCAGCUUUUAUUCAACAGGAUUCUUGAUGACAGCAUCUUGUGGUCGUAAUGGUUAUGAUAACCAACAGCAACAAAAACGUUAUCAACAAGAAGAACAAUACAAACAAUUAGGUUUGUUAUUGAAUCAUGCCUAUUCAAUUCUCAACAUUGUUUCAAUUGGAAAUCUACGUUUAGUCAAAUUACGAAAUCCUUGGGGAACAAUUGUAUGGAAUGGUGAUUGGUCCGAAAAUAGUUCAUUAUGGACAACAAAAUUAGUUAAUCGAUUGAAAACAAAAGGUUGCGCUGAAGAUGGUAUAUUUUGGAUAUCGUUCGAUGAUCUAUGUCAAUAUUUUCAAGAUUUAGUAGUUUGCAAAACAUUACCACAUUGGUAUCAAUAUUCAUUUGAUUGUGAUUUUGCCUUAUCAUUUGAAGAUCAUGUUGGUCAAGUAUUCGAGAUUAUCGUCGAAAGUGAUGAAAUUUCUUCUCAUUCACAAGUGAUGUGUUCAUUUUAUACAACAAAACAAGGAAAUCAUCAUCAAAAUGUUUCAUCCUCCUUAAUUCUUAUAUAUGAAUUGUUGGCUAAUCAAACUAGUCAUGUGCUUGGUCCAUUUGUUUCAGCUUCGGUUGGAACGAUGCAUUCAUCAAUCACAUGUGAAACUGAACUUCAACAAGGUCGACGCUAUUUAUUAGCUGCAUUUGCUUUCGAUGGAAAUUCAACAUUCAAUUCCAACAAUGUACUACGAAUUCAUUCAUCACGACCACUUCGAUUUAGAAUGUUCGAACCGAAUUCCGCUCUUAGAGGUGAUUUAAUAAUUCACUAUGUUCUAGCUUGUGGUCGGCCAUAUGAGAAAGGACAAAUUGUUACAUAUCAUUUGAAUCGAAAAUUUCCCGGAUUAGUAUCAUUGGUCGAAAAUCGACAUACACAGCAAUGGAUACAAGUUUCGAUGAAAGCAAGAUGGAAAAAUAAAUCAUCAUCAUCAUCGAAUGAUGAAGAAUUAACAAACGAUCAUCAUGUACUUGAAGGUCGUCCUACAACAAGUAUGGAAAAAUCUGCUAAUGAUUGCUUGUCAUCAGUCCGAAUUUCACCUUUAAAACUCUCAAACUAUACGGAUUCAAUGAUGACAACAAGUCGAGGAUCAUUACAAACUGAUGAUCUAAUUCCACCUGGUCAUUGUCAAUUAAUAAACAUGAUUGUAGAUUGUCGACCAUUAGCUCAAAACGAUAAACAUAUCUCGAUUGCAAUGAAUUUUAAAUUUCGGUCACUUUUUUUCGAUGGUUGUAAACUCGCAGAUUAUAUGGCAAUCUGGCAUGAACCAGAUAUAGGAUUGACAUAUGGUCUUCACAGUGCUCGUCCUAUUAUUAUCAACAAAAUAACUAAUUAAUAGUCAAAUUUGUGUAAAUUUAAUUUGUUUUUUAAUUAAUUAAAUAAAAGGA
Molecule: messenger RNA, 2061 nt
Organism: Dermatophagoides pteronyssinus (European house dust mite)
Lineage: Eukaryota; Metazoa; Arthropoda; Arachnida; Sarcoptiformes; Pyroglyphidae
Product: calpain-D-like
Biological process (GO): proteolysis
Cellular component (GO): cytoplasm
Molecular function (GO): calcium-dependent cysteine-type endopeptidase activity
Source: RefSeq, a predicted model, not a curated record